Anarrhichthys ocellatus (wolf-eel) is the source of this 3414-nucleotide messenger RNA. It is a transcript of the gene gnai3, whose product is annotated as guanine nucleotide binding protein (G protein), alpha inhibiting activity polypeptide 3. Bases 564 to 1628 code for a protein of 354 amino acids. The record is from RefSeq and is a predicted model, not a curated record. The transcript is spliced from 9 exons. Gene Ontology annotation, molecular function: G-protein beta/gamma-subunit complex binding; GTPase activity; G protein-coupled receptor binding. Gene Ontology annotation, biological process: adenylate cyclase-modulating G protein-coupled receptor signaling pathway; G protein-coupled dopamine receptor signaling pathway. Gene Ontology annotation, cellular component: cytoplasm; heterotrimeric G-protein complex. NCBI's taxonomy places the organism in Eukaryota, Metazoa, Chordata, Actinopteri, Perciformes, Anarhichadidae.
AUGAACGCGCGACUGCGCAGCAGCAACAGUCUUUGAGGGGAGAAAAUCUGGUGAUUGUUAUUUCUAGUUUUUCUAUAAACACGGUGGACUGUAGACCUGCGCGUGAUUGUUCAUACAAGUUUUUACUUAAAGUAUUUUUGAUUAUAGUUAUUCUCCCGUUUGUGCGUUCUUGUGAGAGCAGGCUAUAAACUUCGGAUGAUUUGGAUAGAAUUUUUUUUUUUUUAAAUCUCUUUGGGGAGUUUUUUUUUGUUGCUUAAAAUCCUGCAGUGGAUCACCUGUACAGACAGUACAGACAGUACAGACAGUACAGACAGUACAGACAGUGUGUGGACUGAAGCAGAGAAAACUCAGCAUCAGACUGUGGCUUCAGUCGGACCGACGAGCCUCCGGUGCCAACGCCUUUCUCCCCCCUCUCUCCCUCUCUCUCUCUCUCUCUCUCUCUCUCUCUCUCGGCUGGGAAACUUCAGCUCGCACUGGGCUCGUUUUGACGGAGGUUCCCUUCAACUCAUGAGCUGCUGAAACCACACAAUCCGACACUCAAAGAAGUAGUGUGAGAGAGUAAAAUGGGCUGCACGAUCAGCGCCGAGGACAAAGCCGCGGUGGAGAGGAGUAAAAUGAUUGACAAAAACCUGCGGGACGACAGGGAGAAGUCCUCCAGAGAAGUCAAGCUGCUUCUGCUCGGUGCUGGGGAAUCUGGGAAAAGCACAAUCGUAAAGCAGAUGAAAAUCAUUCAUGAAGACGGCUACUCAGAAGAGGAGUGCAAGCAGUACAAAGUGGUGGUGUACAGCAACACCAUCCAGUCCAUCAUGGCCAUCAUCAGGGCCAUGGGCCGGUUAAAGAUAGAUUUUGGGGAUGCUGCGCGGACGGACGAUGCCCGCCAGCUGUUUGUCCUGGCGAGCUCGGCGGAGGAAGGGGUGAUAGCGGCAGAGCUGACCGGCGUGAUUCGGAGACUGUGGAGCGAUGCCGGAGUUCAGGCGUGCUUCGAUCGAUCACGAGAGUACCAGCUCAACGACUCCGCUGCAUACUACCUGAAUGACUUGGACAGGAUCUGUCAGCCGAGCUACGUCCCGACUCAGCAGGAUGUGCUACGUACGCGUGUGAAGACCACUGGCAUCGUGGAAACUCACUUCACCUUCAAAGAUCUCUACUUCAAGAUGUUCGAUGUCGGGGGUCAGCGCUCGGAGAGGAAGAAGUGGAUCCAUUGUUUUGAGGGAGUCACAUCGAUCAUUUUCUGCGUAGCGCUCAGUGACUAUGACCUUGUGUUGGCUGAGGAUGAGGAGAUGAACCGGAUGCAUGAGAGCAUGAAGCUCUUCGACUCCAUCUGCAACAACAAGUGGUUCACGCUGACCUCCAUCAUCCUCUUCCUCAACAAGAAGGACUUGUUUGAAGAGAAGAUCGGCAGAAGUCCGCUCAAUAUCUGCUACCCCCAAUACCCCGGUGGGAACUCAUACGACGAGACUGCAACUUAUAUCCAGUACCAGUUUGAAGACUUAAACAAGCGAAAGGACACCAAGGAGAUCUACACCCACUUCACUUGUGCCACAGACACCAAGAAUGUGCAGUUUGUGUUCGACGCUGUCACUGACGUCAUCAUCAAGAUCAACCUGAGGGAGAUCGGGCUGUACUAAAGCUUCAGGCCAUGUAGGUGUCAGGAGUAGAAUCAGGACUUCUGCACUGGUAUGUCUUGUCUGCAGAGGGAUAAUUGGAAAGUAGGUGUUACUUAAGGACUAAGCCGAAGGCCGCGCUGCAGGCAGGGCCUAAAUUCCACAAUCUGGGGACUUGAUUCUACGAUUAUUUUUGUCUUAAUAGACGUCAUGAUGCAGAGCACACUGGGAGAAAGUGAUGAGUGGGGGAGGCUUGUGAAACAAUCACUGUGAGAACUGUGGAGUCCUGUCAUAUUUAAGACCUGUGCAUCAGUCGGGGAGGGGCUGGCAGGGAAAGCCCCUCUGAUAUCUCUGACACAUUUAUAGUCUGUCAUAUGUACAAGGACCAAAACAGAGUGUAUCAAACCCAUCACUGCAUUUCACAGUUUCACAGCGGAUAUGUAAAUCCCGUUCACUUUUAUUUCUGUUGCAUCUUCUCCUAGCUUUAGUCUAUAUCACAACAUGGCUUUCAUUGAAUAUUUGUUAUAUUUUAAUUUUUGAGUUGCAGUUAUUUAGUAGUUCCACUUUUGGAUGUGUGAAUGCAUUGCAAUAACUUAUGUAUGGAGAAGCGUUUUUGUUUUUUUUUGCAGUUUUGAUGUAUAUAACGUAACGUUUUGGGUCUGGGAUUAGUGAGUGUAAUGAAGUUAAUGCAACAUGGCUGUCUACAUAGUUAGAUAUUAACUAGACAACAUUGUAUUGAACAAUAUUUUUUAUACAUGAGACACAUCACUGCAAAUCAAUUUAUCAAGGAAGACUUGAUUGUCCUGUGUUUUUUUUUCUCCAUAGGAGGUUUUAAUAUGACUAAUAUAAUACACUCAGUGGAGGUCAAUAUAGAAUAUCGGGGUUUUCUCAAGGUAUUUUUUAAUGCUAUGGAUAUCAGUGAAGAUGUAUACAAACACAUUAAACAUAAAAAGUUUGAAAUAGCCAGAAGCUGUAUUUGUUUUCUUUGGCUGCAGCAAUCCCAUAAUACUGAGGAAGUCUGUUGCUGAUAUACAGAAUACUGUAGUGGAGCACCGUUUGGUUCAGGUCAGUCACUUCCUACAAAUGAGAAAUCCUGGUAGAAAACAUUUCCGAAUGUUUAACUCUAGCUUUCUGUACUUUGCUGCAGUUGUAUUGGUUCGCUUUAACAUCAUUAAAUGGUGGCACAAAGUUGUAUUCCUUUCCCUCUAUUUUAAAGACUAAACCAGAAUCUUACCACAGGCAACAUCAAUCAGAUGCUCCCCACUGGUCCAGAUUUAUGAAGGCCUAGUCUCACCUAGACCAUGCAGGGAAGGAGGUCAUGCAAAUUGAAAAUGCUAUUUGUAGACUUUAGACACAUCUGUAUGCUUGAGCUGAGGACUCAGUUUGUUCCAGCGGCUGCACACACCACAGCCCUCCAAUAUGUCCUCAUUGUCCCACCUUGUAUGUUGUGUAGAAUAACACUCCAUAGAAACGUAUUACUGACGAGUUAUCGCAACGUAUACUCAAACUGCUUUCAAUCUCCAAGUCAACAUGAGAGCAUGAAGGGACAGAUUCUUCAACGCAACAUACGUUUUGAGCCCCAAAUCCUCAAUUUGUGCAGUUUCAGUUUAAAAGAUGAGGCUGAUGAUAUUCUGUUUCUUUUUCUCAACAAAUCCCAUAGAAAGACUGAAACAGUGUGUUAGUCCUUCUCUCAGGUGUUCUCGACUUCCCAACUCUGUCUGUAGCACUCAGCCCCGAGCCCAUUAGUUCCUACUGAAGAUGUAAAUCUUUAAAAACAAGUCACACAUGUACAGUUUAUUCUUUAAAAAGG